Molecule: messenger RNA, 1590 nt
Organism: Aphis gossypii (cotton aphid)
Lineage: Eukaryota; Metazoa; Arthropoda; Insecta; Hemiptera; Aphididae
Gene: mRpL13
Product: 39S ribosomal protein L13, mitochondrial
Exons: 4
Coding region: 148-690 (180 amino acids)
Biological process (GO): negative regulation of translation; translation
Cellular component (GO): ribosome; mitochondrial large ribosomal subunit
Molecular function (GO): mRNA binding; structural constituent of ribosome
Source: RefSeq, a predicted model, not a curated record
UCUAUUCUGUGGUUAUAAACUUAUUACUUACAUUAAAUACAGAACCAAUUUGAAAUUGAAUGGUCUUGUACAUUUAUUUGUUCUAAAAUCGUAUGUUGUAUCUAAAUUUAAAUACAUUUUUCUUAUAUUUCUAAUCUACAAAUACCUAUGUCACAAUUAGGAAGGGUAAAGCAAUGGAACACGUUUGCUCGCUGUUGGCAUCUGUUUGACGCAGCUUGGCAAAAUCCUUUAGAAUGUGCUCCAACAAUUGAAAAGUAUUUAAAGGGGCUCAUUAAACCAAUUUAUCAUCCUUUAGUUGAUUGUGGCGAUCAUGUUGUGGUUAUAAACAGUAAACAAAUCGCAUUUCCUGGCGAGGAAUGGCGUCGUCGUGCUUAUUUCCAUCAUACUGGAUAUUCAGGUGGAGCAUCUUGGACUCCAGCUUGGGAAGUACAUGAUAGAGAUCCCACCAUGAUAUUCAGAAAAGCUGUUUAUCAUCAUAUGAAAGGCAAUUUAUUUAGAAGAGUAGUCAUGGAACGAUUACAUAUUUACCCAGAUUCUAACGUGCCAGAAGAGGUUAUGGAGAAUAUUUCCAACCAAAUUCGAUCAUUACGAUCUAUACCUAAAACAUUGGAUUCUUACAGUAAAGAUGAAAUUGAAAAAUAUCCAAAAAUUAUAGAUUACCCUGAAGAUUUUAUUUUAACAAAAAAUUAAUACAACAUAUAUAUUUUGUUUGUAAUAUUUUGAAUGAUUAGACUAUCAUUAGUAUAAUGUAAAGUACAAUUAACAAUAACUAUUAUACAUUUGGUUAGUUGUUAAUUAAUAAUACUUUUUUUCAAUUGAUAAUUAUAUUAUUAUUAUUUUUUUUGUUUAUAUAAGUACAUUCCACGAAUUAAGAGAUAUCUUAAUUUGUGGUACAUUCUAAAGUCCUUUAUUAUUUCAGAAUAGUUUCUUAUAUUUCUAAUAAGGAAACACUUGUGAUCCUCUAUUAAGAAAUAAAAUAUGAAUAAUAAUCUUUGAUUUUCAAAUCUAAUCCUAAAUCCUCAUUUAUAUUCAUUAUUGUAACAUUAAAAAAUGAUGGUAGUUUGAAAAAAAUUCAUUUAGCUGUGAAUGAUUAUCCUGAGACCAAAAAGUACAAUAUGUGAGAAAUUAGUGUGAAGCCGCAUUCCCACGACUGGUGUAUUUGGCUAAUAUUUGGUGCUGGUGGUUACUUGCCAUUCCAUUGGAUCAGCAUACUUGUACAAUUAUUUGUCACUGGUGCUGUUCCCGAGGGUUGUCAGUAAAUGUGACAAAAGUCAAAGGAAUGGCCAAUAAUACUCGUAUUACAUGUCAAGUACACCAGUCGUGUGAACACCGUAAUUAUGCACUGGUCAAAUGUACAACUAUUGGCGUAUUUGUUAAGUACACCAGUCGUAGGUAUGCGGCUUGAUUUUAUAAAUCUUAUAUUAUACAACAUGAAUCACUAAGUAUACACACCCUGUUUUUCCUAUAAUAAUGCAGUUACAUAAAAUAUAAAUUUUGGAAUUUUUAUAUUAUACUGUGUUUAAGUACUUGAGAUUUUUUUGAUCCAUUUAAAGUAUGUUUUGGCAAUAUAAACUUUCAUUUUAAAUAGAA